UGUACAGCAAGGGCGCGAGGCCGCGACCCUGAGCCCGAUACAACCGACGCGUCGCGACGCGGAAUAGAGCGUUUCGGUAGCGAAAUAGUGCGCGGAACGAAUACGUGUCAAACACGGUCCACGAAUAAGCAAAGUGGAACAUCGUGCAAGCAAAGACACGGGUGUGCGUUAUCGUUUACGUGCGUAAAGGUCGAGAGUUCAUGAUCAUUCGGCAACUGACAAACGAUGAUCUUACGAGGCGUUUGACGACCGUCUUUCCUCUCUUCGUUCCUCACUGCCAAAUGAUCAGAGCCUAGCUAGAAUCAUCGCAGCAGACAAGGAACUUUCGUUCAGCCGAUUUUCGUUAACGUGAGCAGAUAACCUGUCAGUAGUCGGCAGCUUGUACCAACGAAAUUAAGGAAACACGUUAGCAAGUCGAAUUUAGCGAUAAUUGUGAGUUACUGCGGCAGCAGACAUCGAGAAUGCCGCUUUUCAGUAAAAAGGACCCGAAUAAGAAGAUCAAAAAAGAUGGAAAAGACGACAAAUCCCCGUCCAUUGAGAACAAAUACAUCUUGAAGGAGAUGCUCGGAACGGGUGCAUUUUCUGAAGUACGUUUGGCAGAAAGUAAGGACAAGCCUGGCCAAAUGUUUGCAGUAAAGAUUAUUAACAAAAAAGCACUGAAAGGGAAAGAAGAUUCUUUAGAAAAUGAAAUCAAAGUGUUGAGAAGGCUAACACAUCCAAACAUUGUACAGCUAUUGGAAACAUUCGAGGACAAGCAAAAAGUUUAUUUAAUUAUGGAAUUGGUCACUGGUGGAGAACUUUUUGAUAGAAUUGUUGAGAAAGGUUCCUACACGGAAAAGGAUGCAUCAGGUUUAAUAAGACAAAUCCUCGAAGCUGUGGACUAUAUGCACGAACAGGGUGUCGUACAUAGAGAUUUAAAACCUGAAAACCUUUUGUACUAUAGUCCAGACGAGGACAGUAAGAUUAUGAUUAGUGACUUUGGUCUUUCGAAAAUGGAGGACUCUGGUGUUAUGGAAACUGCGUGCGGUACUCCAGGAUAUGUUGCUCCAGAAGUCUUAGCGCAAAAACCAUAUGGCAAGGCCGUUGAUGUGUGGAGCAUAGGAGUCAUUUCUUAUAUCUUAUUAUGUGGAUAUCCACCAUUUUAUGACGAGAACGAUACUGUCUUAUUUACACAAAUUCUAACAGGUGAAUUUGAAUUUGAUUCGCCGUUUUGGAACGAUAUCAGUGAUUCUGCAAAGGAUUUCAUUCAGAAGCUAAUAUGCGUCAAUGUUGAGGAACGCUAUACUUGCAAGCAAGCCCUUGCACAUCCCUGGAUAUCCGGCAAUGCAGCUAGCAAUAAAAAUAUCCAUGGUACUGUAUCGGAACAACUUAGAAAGAAUUUCGCCAAAUCAAGGUGGAAGCAAGCCUAUCACGCAACAACGGUUAUACGACAAAUGAAACGCCUGGCGCUCAACAGCGGUCAACAACAAGAGGGACCAGGAUCAACAGGCCCCUCCAGCGGCAACCUCACGCCAUACCCAGAUCAAUCGCAAUCCAACAACCCCAGUCACCAAGCCAGAUCAGUGGAGUCUCAGAGCAACCUCAAUUGAAGCAAACACUUGAGUCACCAUUGCCCGUAUCAAGCUUGGUGACCUCAAAUCCUAUUCCCAUUCCGACCGCUCCAAACUCACCACUAUACGUACGCAACAAACGCUUCAAGCUGUGGGGUAGCACACGCACCGCUCUGUCUACUCUGUUCCAAACGAAUAUGUCGUAUCUUAGAAAACAACGGAAAUAUAAGAAAAGCUGAGUUACGCUGCGAACUGUUUUCGCCUAUGAGAAACUUAACCGAGAAGCCGUUGGACAUGGCGCCCUUUUACCCUCUCGCCAAUGCUACUUCGAUUUGGCAGAGGUUUGUAUAGAUUUCAGCUAAUUCGCUUUUAAUCGGAGGUAUUCCUAUGACACGGUUUGCCACCAUCUAUGUACAAUACAGACCUAUAUAACGGCCCGCGCGAUAUAAGGCGAUUUUCCGAGUCUUUUUCAUUUCGCUGGCUCUGUUCGGAUACUCGUAAAUAGAGUUUCACUGUGUUGAUAUGCUGUAUUAUGUAUAUAUAUAUAUAUAUAUAUAUAUACACAUACAUACAUCAAAUCAAUAGAUCCAAUAUGUGUAGUUAUCGAUAGAGAUUUCGUGAUGAUAUGUUAAAAAUAUUGAUUUGAUCGAGUAAGAUACAUGAUUAGUCGUGCACGCGCGCAGACACACACACAGUCACACAUAUGCGUGCCCGCACACACACAUACACACUCUGUGGGAUUUCACAUGAUACUUUUGUAGAACUGUCUUGCUGGGUCAAAUCUAAGCGAAUAUGUAUAAGCAAGGAAAAGGACUAAUGUAAAACAGUACAACGACAAGUUUUUAUCUUUUAUAAAGUUUGGGAUAACGAAUAGUGGCUGUUUAGAUGAUUUUUUGCAAGAUAAUAGUCUUAUAUCCUGGCAAAUAUGUUUGAAACCUCGUGAGUACAGCUUCUUGUCCGAUAUAUCUAGAGAGCAUACAUUACGAUGAAAUGUAGCGCUUUUUGAGGUACCAUUUUGAUAGGUAUUACAGAAAAUAAUAAAAGACGUAAUUAACAAAUCUCUAUUAUCUACUAGUAGAGAAGAUCUUGCCACGCAGAAUCGUGUCGCAAGUUUACAUAAGAUCUGAUUUCUAUUAUUAAUACUUGUUCUUAUGUUUUGUUGAUAAUCGAUACGUGAUAUAUCAUAUACGAACACGAGUGUUUGUAACAAGACAUGUACAGUGCACGACAUUACGAAAUGUACAUUCUGUGCGCAAUAUACUCUUUUUGUUAUAUGUAUAGUGAUAUUAUUACAUGUCUAAGAAACUUUAAAUCGGAUCUGUUGAACUAUAUUUAAUAUGUGUAUACAUACGUGUAUAUUGUUGUACUGAUACUUUUUAAUGAUACGUUGCACUAAGAAUUUCAGCAAGUAUGUACAUAAUAUAUACACAAUACUUUACCUGUCGGUUUGCAAGAUGCUAAUAUAAAAAGCAAAUUAUAUAUAGUUUCAGGUUUGAAAUUUUUACAUAGUCCCUUGAGAGCGAUCGCACGACAAGUAUCAAAUCAAUUUUCGUUUCUCUUUUUUUAAUAGUUUUAUAUAUACACAAAAUUGCACUUUACUUGUGUGAUUCUUGAAUGAUAGGAAACAUAAAAUAAGAAAGAGAAAAGAAAAUACGCAAGAUAAUUUGUAAAGCACAAACAUGAUGUUAGAAUAGUUAAGAAUUCAACAUUUAUGUCUAAUUAUAUGUUGCAAAAAGAGUGUACACAUUAUUUGUAUGUGUGUGCGUGUGUGUGCAUAUAUAUAGAUAUACAUAUAUAUAUAUUUACAUUAAAAAAAUGUAUUUAUAUAUAUAUAUAUAUGUAUAUAUAAAUGUGUAAUUAAACACCAUCAAUACAUUGUGAGAAUACAACUAUUUUUGUAUUUAAUACUUCUUUAUAUAAUAUCGAAAGUUAUCAUAUAGUAAUGUCAUCGCAUAAGUUGCAAAAGUUGAUAUGCCACGAUCGCUGUUUAUAUUUGUAUCUUAUUAUGAUGUCGAAGUGCACGGAACGCGAUAAAAGUACUUUAACGAAACGCUUGAGGAAUACUUUAUUGCACAGCGGCUACUUUAUUUUUUUAUAAAUGAUUGCAGUCGAGUGCAAUAAUACCGUGAUCUUGUGAUAAAUAAUAUUGUUAUGGUUACAUUCAAUAGCGCAUCCAUAUUAAUGUUAACUAUGAAUGUUAAGAAUUUUAAUUGACGGAGCAAUUCUUUUAAUUGAACUGUAUACAAUGAUUUUUUGAAGUAAUUGACGUUAGCGUUUUGGAGUAUUUUUACAUAAAUUUGAAGGCUUCGUUGUGCGAGUAAAGAAGAAAGAAAACGAUCUACAGUGUAGCGUGUAAAAUUGUAUCUAAAAAGGAAAACAGUUUGAUGUUUUUCGUGUCCUUUGAAACGUGCUUUUAAAUAAAUUUACAUCGUAUAUAAUCAAUUGAAAUGAAAUCAUAAUAUUCUAUAUACUAACAUAAAAAAGAAUUAUUGCUGUUUAUCGAGCGGGCACACAUUUUACUAUAAACUAUUAAUAUUUCUCCUCUUUAACUUUUAAAACUAUAACUAUGAAUAUGAUAGUAACUUUGGACACUAUCACAUUAGACAUCCGUCCGUAUACCGGGCACUAUUCGUAUAGCAAAUAAAAUGUGAAUAAAAUUGAAGGAAUUCAUUAAAUGCUAUAAAAUGA
Molecule: messenger RNA, 4238 nt
Organism: Megalopta genalis
Lineage: Eukaryota; Metazoa; Arthropoda; Insecta; Hymenoptera; Halictidae
Gene: CaMKI
Product: Calcium/calmodulin-dependent protein kinase I
Biological process (GO): protein phosphorylation
Molecular function (GO): protein kinase activity; ATP binding
Source: RefSeq, a predicted model, not a curated record